Molecule: messenger RNA, 2231 nt
Organism: Solenopsis invicta (red fire ant)
Lineage: Eukaryota; Metazoa; Arthropoda; Insecta; Hymenoptera; Formicidae
Exons: 2
Coding region: 644-2188 (514 amino acids)
Molecular function (GO): ubiquitin-protein transferase activity
Source: RefSeq, a predicted model, not a curated record
ACCUCACUGUACACACUUUAUGGGGGCGGUCUCAUGGACCGAUAUUUUCCAACCAAUCAGAAGCGUAACAUCGUAGCAUCGAAAUUUACUAGUCACAGCCACAUCAAUUUCGAUGCUAAGGUGCUACGAUACGACCAAUGUAGAACCGGCCUUACGCGUAUUUACACUUUUAACUUAAGCUUUGUGGAAAAUUUAGGUUAAAAUGUCCAACGAAAGGGAAAUUGCUAAUCGUUUGCUGACGAUAGCAGCUAAUGCAGCUAAUAAAUCAACGCAAGAGGAACAGGACUUUUCGUCCUUGGUGCAGGCUACCCGAAGAAAUUUUAGAAGGAAUCUUACACCUAGUCCACGGAGAGGCAGAAAGAGAAAAACAACUUUCAAGAGGAAAUUAGUUUUGAUGAAAUUAGCACAUGCCGAUUUUUUUCCAACUAAUGCAGAAUUAAAAUAUUUAAAACAGAGAGGAUUAGGUAUGGUUUAUUUAUUGAAUUAUAUUUGAUUUAUAAGAGGUAAUUAUUGUGUUAAGAAAUUUUUUAUCUAUACAGAUUUAUCCGAAGAGCCACUCGAAAUAGCAAGAAGUUCUUCAUUCGACGAAAUAAAGGCAGAUAUCAUUUCAUUUUUUCAACCUCAUAUUCAACAUUUGUUAAGAAUGUGUGGCUUUCAAUUGGGAAAAAUAGAAAGGUCAAAGCAAAUCACUCUCUUAAAAGAUAUCCGAGAUGGAUCAGAUUUGGAAAAUAAAUUAAUACAAAGCAAAAUUGUCAUAUUGCCUCUGAAUGAUUUUCCAAAUGAUCUACCUCUUGUAGAACACGAUUGUUCUUCUCAAGCAUCAACAAGUAAUCCUGUACAAUCCUCAAUUCAUAUACGUCAGGAAGAUAAUGAUCCUGAUUAUUUGGAACCAGGGCAAAUUUCGUUGAAUAACUUUUCAACUGCAUCACAACGCUCAACAAUUACACGUCCGUCAAGAUCAACAACAAUACAAUGUCGAACCAUGGAGAACUAUAAUUUUGAUGAAGAGGAAGAGGAAGAGGAAGAGGAAGAUGGUCAAUUAAGUACCAAAGAGGAAACUGUUAAUGUGGAGAAAUGUAUAGUAUUCCCGUCCCUUCCAGAAGAUGCUGAAGCAAUCAGAAUCGAGAUAUUAAGGAGUCACUGUUUUCAUGAUUUAAUGAAUCUAUACAUGGAUGAAGAAAUAGUUAACAAAAAUUUGCAAGUUACUUUUCUUGGAGAGCUAGGUCUUGAUGGAGGCGGUCUUACCAAGGAAUUGUUUAAUAUUUUUUUUAUUAAAUGUGAGAGUAUAUUUUUUCGAGGCGAAGACUGUUUAGUUCCAUACUUGGAGCUAAGCAAACUAAAUGAAAUAGACAAAUUUGUCAUAAUUGGACGAAUCUUGCAACAUAUGUUACUGUUAACAAAUAAUUUACCGGCAAAAUUAUCAAGAAUCACACUGAUGUUAAUUUCAAAGCCUGAGAAAGAUGUUAAUCCUGACAUUUUAUUACAAGAACUGUUACGUUACGUAAAUCCGUACUUACGAAAGAUUUUAAAAAAAGCUUUGAAAAAUUUUAUGUCUUUAACUGAGAAGGAAAAUGAGACCGUUCAGGACUUUUUUCAAACAAACCGAUUUUUUGCGAGACCAAGUUCCGAGACAUUGUCAGAACAAUUAAGAAUUAUAGCCACAGAAAUUUUUAUAGAGAAAUCUAAAAAACGGAUUUUAAAAAUUCGGGAAGGUGUAUCACCAGCAAAAUAUGCUGAUUUCUGGAAUCAUUGCGACUUUGACGUUCUCUUGGAUAUGCAGACCCCUACUGCUACAAAAAUCGUUAAUUGCUUGGUAACUGAUUGUCAUCUAACAAAUGAAGAAAAUGAUAUAUUACAUUAUUUUACCAUGUACAUUCACUGUCUUGACAAAGAUAAAUUGAAAGGUUUAAUAUUCUUAAUUACUGGGUCUUUCCUUAUGCCAAUGCAUAUUGAUAUAAAAUUCAAUGACACAGUGGGAUUAAGUCAAAGACCCAUGUUUAGUACAUGUACUAAUACGAUAACGUUACCAAAAACAUAUGCAAAUUACGAUGACUUGAAGAAUGACUUGAAUAUGUGUUUAUUCCGAGGAAGUCAUGGAGUAUCGUACUGCAUGACUUCUUCGGUAUACAAACAUAUGCACGCGCAUGUGUGUGCAUAUGUGAGAGAGAUUUCGAAUACUACAAUAUAAUAUUAAUUACUUCAUUAUAAUAUUAAUUACUUCAUACAUAUAC